Molecule: messenger RNA, 1344 nt
Organism: Colletotrichum higginsianum IMI 349063
Lineage: Eukaryota; Fungi; Ascomycota; Sordariomycetes; Glomerellales; Glomerellaceae
Product: Glycosyltransferase family 31
Exons: 2
Coding region: 1-1344 (447 amino acids)
Cellular component (GO): membrane
Molecular function (GO): glycosyltransferase activity
Source: RefSeq, a predicted model, not a curated record
AUGAUCCUCCCCUCGCCGCGCAUAAAGCGCCUUCUCUUCCUUGUCUUCUUCUCCUUCCUCAUUGGCAACGCCCUACUGUACCUCGUCCUGCCCUACGACAACCCGCUCGUCCUUGCCUUUCGCUUCAACUUCUCCGGCCUGCAGCUCUGGCUGCGCGGCUCCGGCGUCGAGAAGGACGCCUGGCUGUACGAGCCGGCCAGGUUCCCCAUCGAGUACCGCAACGACGUCGGCCUGCUCAUCAAGACGGGCUACGGCACCCGCCACCGCCUCGCCGCCCAGCUCGAGGCCCUCGACCUGACGCCGGACGACGCCGACGACGCUUUCGUUGUGGUCGGUGACUGGACGCCGCGCGAGGGCGGCAAACUCGCCGGUGUCACCGUCCACGAUGCCAUUGGUGGCGUCAUGGCCAUGCCCGAGAUGAGGUCCCACCACGAUGCGCCGAAAUUCAAGGAGUAUCUGUCCCUCAAAGAUGCCGUCCAGGCCGGCGAUGACGCCAAGGCGACGGAAAUCGGCAAGAGCUUCGGCUGGGACCUCGAUGCGCUCAAGUUCAUCUGGGGACUCGAGUACGUCUACGACAACCUCCCGCCCAAGAAGUGGUACGUCAUCCUCGACGAUGACACGUACCUUGUCAAGUCGUCGCUGCGCCUCCUGCUGACGCACUGGGACCCCGAUGUCCCGCGGUACGUGGGCAAUGCCGUCGGCGACUUCAAGGGCCGCUUCGCGCACGGCGGGUCGGCCGUCGUCAUCUCGCACGAGGCGGCGAGGCAGCUGCUCGCGCGGCGCGACGUCGUCGCCGCGGCACAGGAGCACUCGCUCGACGAGACAUGGGGCGACCGGCUCGUCGCGUCGGCGUUUCAGAAGAUCGGCGUCUACCUCGACGAGCGGUACAGCCACUUCUUCAACGGCGAGCGGCCCGCCAUCUCCAAGAUGAUGGCCGACCGCUUCUGCUCGCCGCUCGUGUCGUUCCACGGCGUCGCGGACCCUGACGAGAUGAGGAGGAUCGGCGCCGCUUUCCGGGACGAGCGGAGCCCCGUGUUCUGGGGCCAGCUGUGGGACAUAUACGGCGCGCCGUCAGUGGACGAGUUCAAGCGGCUGCCGAUCCGGGCGGCACGCGACUACGUUGGGAGGACGGACGAGCGAGCCCGCGUGCUCCCGGGGACGGAGACGGCCGAGGCGUGCUUGGCGGCGUGCGAAAGCGCGGCGGGCAAGUGCCUCGCAUGGACGUGGGUCGAGCACAGCGCCGAGUGCAGGAUGAGCCCGUGGAUGAUUCUGGGCGAGCGGGUCAAGGGCCACUACUCGGGCGUCAACGUUGGCGAGGUCGAGAGGCUGCGGCAGAGCUGCUGA